Sphaeroforma arctica JP610 is the source of this 543-nucleotide messenger RNA. RefSeq lists its product as hypothetical. NCBI's taxonomy places the organism in Eukaryota, Ichthyosporea, Ichthyophonida. Gene Ontology annotation, biological process: regulation of GTPase activity. Bases 51 to 473 code for a protein of 140 amino acids. The transcript has 2 exons. The record is from RefSeq and is a predicted model, not a curated record.
UAUAGUAUGCCGCGCUGUCUGAUAACCUCGGGCGCGUUCUGCUCUGCGACAUGACGCGCUUGGUGUAUCUGCGCGUGUGGAAAGGCUACCGCGAAGCACAAUGCGGGUGGAUAGAAGUCAAGGAAGAGCCCCAGCAAGAUACCACCCAUCCCCUCCGCUCUAUCACGCUGCUGGUAAUGCUGGCGCCCAGGCGGAAACUAAUGGAGGUAUGGCGUGUGCUACCUACCUGUGUGCGAUUGCGUGCGGUGGAUGUGGGGCCGUAUGCGCGGCUCGUUACAUCGGUACACACAACACUGAACACGCAGGGCAAAGCGUUUGUAAUGAGUGACAACCCGUUUAUAGGAAGUAAAGGUACGGACGGGAAGGGGCGUACAAGCAAGGUAGACCGGCGGCAGUCGUAUUGUUAUGUGUUGCGUGGCACGGGCGUGUUAGAGACCGUUACGCUUUCCUACGCAGAGGCGGUCGCCGUUUGAGCGUCCAAGCAGCCACUGACCACGGCGUAGAAUGGGUGCAACCCAAAUAAAUGUAAUUUAGUAGAGUCCA